GAGUUUCACAUGCACCACUUUGUAGGGCUUCAAGGGGGAUCUGUGAGCUUGCAUGGGAAAAAAUAUUACACCUUGAGUCUCACUAACCUCUAACAAAAAUUGAGCAGGUCCUGAACUUUGAACGUUGACCACAAAUUACAGCAAUGUUAGUGUUGCCUGUGACUCAGUCACCAAUAGAAAUUCGGUAUUUUAUAUCACAUCGUAGAUGGCUAACCGAUACCUUGAAACAGUAUGACUUUGAAAUGAUGGCGGUUUUUAGACCUGCUGCUAGAUAGUGUUAUUUAAUGCAUGGACAAAUAAGCAUGUGUGUUACUAUGUCACAAUUUUAAAAAUAUUUUGAUCACCAUAUUUAAAUGUAAUUGACAUCCUCUGUAAUCCUGUGCAUUUCAUUUUAGGCAUUUAAAAAAUCCUGAAAAGGGUCCAUAGACCUCACCAGUCUGCCAGGCUCUGUGAAACAGCAGUCACAGAGCAGGGUUUUGGAGUGUUCUGGACACUAUGCCCCCCCACCGCUGUGCUGUCUCUUCUGUUGAUCAGGAAUUGACCUCCUGACGUGGCCUGUCCCCAAGAUGCCAGAUAAGAGUGAAGGGGAUGUGGACUGAUCUCCUUGGAUCUGGCCAAAGAACUGCGCUGGAGUCACCCUUGGUUCAUUCUUUUACUAUGCACGAGGAGGCAACUUUCUCCUAGAAGGCUGUAUCAAUCAGCACAGCAGUCGGUGUCUGGAACUGAACCCUGCAAUGUCUCCGCGGUGUGCCUGUUAAUUCAUUAAAUCAUCACAGCUACUCUGAGGAAGCAGGAUGGAAGAGAGGAGAGGAGAUCGGCCGACGCAGGAGCCGGAGUGAGGCGGCCGGGCCCACCAUGAACUCGCGUCUCCCUUCUGCGCUGUAGGAGCCGUCGGCAGGUGAAGUUGCCGGACAGCAAUGGCUCUCUUCGCUCCGUGGAAGCUGUCCUCGCAGAAGCUGGGCUUUUUCCUCGUGACUUUCGGCUUUAUCUGGGGUAUGAUGCUCCUGCAUUUUACCAUCCAGCAGCGAACUCAGCCUGAGAGCAGCUCCAUGCUGCGUGAGCAGAUCCUGGACCUCAGCAAGAGGUACAUCAAGGCGCUGGCAGAAGAAAACAGGAAUGUGGUGGACGGGCCAUACGCCGGUGUCAUGACAGCCUAUGAUCUGAAGAAAACACUUGCUGUGUUGUUGGAUAAUAUUUUGCAACGCAUUGGCAAGCUAGAGUCGAAGGUGGACAACCUGGUGAUCAAUGGCACAGGAACAAACUCGACCAACUCCACCACAGCUGUUCCCAGCUUGGUAGCACUUGAGAAAAUUAAUGUGGCAGAUAUCAUUAAUGGAGCUCAAGAAAAAUGCGUGUUGCCUCCUAUGGAUGGCUACCCCCACUGCGAGGGGAAAAUCAAGUGGAUGAAAGAUAUGUGGCGCUCGGAUCCCUGCUACGCAGACUACGGAGUGGAUGGGUCCACCUGCUCUUUUUUUAUUUACCUCAGUGAGGUUGAAAAUUGGUGUCCUCAUUUACCUUGGAGAGCAAAAAAUCCCUACGAAGAAGCUGACCAUAAUUCAUUAGCGGAAAUUCGCACGGAUUUUAAUAUUCUUUAUAGCAUGAUGAAAAAGCAUGAAGAAUUCCGGUGGAUGAGACUGCGGAUCCGGCGAAUGGCUGAUGCGUGGAUCCAAGCGAUCAAGUCCCUGGCAGAGAAGCAGAAUCUUGAAAAGAGAAAGAGGAAGAAAGUCCUGGUCCACUUGGGCCUCCUGACGAAGGAGUCUGGAUUCAAGAUUGCAGAGACAGCGUUCAGUGGCGGCCCUCUCGGCGAAUUAGUGCAGUGGAGUGAUUUAAUUACAUCGCUGUACUUACUGGGCCAUGACAUUAGGAUUUCAGCUUCGCUGGCUGAGCUCAAGGAGAUCAUGAAGAAGGCUGUAGGAAACCGAUCUGGCUGCCCGACUGUGGGAGACAGAGUCGUUGAGCUCAUCUAUAUUGACAUUGUGGGACUCGCUCAAUUCAAGAAGACUCUAGGACCAUCCUGGGUUCAUUACCAAUGCAUGCUCCGCGUCCUGGACUCGUUCGGCACCGAGCCAGAGUUUAACCACGCUAGCUACGCCCAGUCGAAAGGCCACAAGACCCCCUGGGGAAAGUGGAACCUGAACCCGCAGCAGUUUUACACCAUGUUCCCUCACACCCCGGACAACAGCUUCCUGGGCUUCGUGGUGGAGCAGCACCUGAACUCCAGCGACGUCCACCACAUUAACGAGAUCAAAAGGCAGAACCAGUCCCUCGUGUACGGCAAAGUGGAUAGCUUCUGGAAGAAUAAGAAGAUCUACUUGGACACUAUUCACACGUACAUGGAAGUGCAUGCCACUGUCUACGGCUCCAGCACUAAGAAUAUUCCCAGUUAUGUGAAAAACCACGGAAUCCUCAGUGGGCGGGACCUGCAGUUUCUUCUCCGAGAAACCAAGUUGUUUGUUGGCCUCGGGUUCCCGUACGAGGGCCCAGCUCCCCUGGAGGCCAUUGCAAAUGGAUGUGCUUUUCUGAAUCCCAAGUUCAACCCACCCAAAAGCAGCAAAAACACGGACUUUUUCAUUGGCAAGCCAACUCUGAGAGAGCUGACGUCGCAGCACCCUUAUGCCGAAGUUUUCAUCGGGCGGCCCCACGUCUGGACUGUUGACCUCAGCCAUCAGAAGGAAGUCGAGGAUGCAGUGAAAGCAAUUCUAAGUCAGAAGAUUGAGCCAUACAUGCCAUAUGAGUUCACAUGUGAGGGGGUGCUGCAGAGAAUCAACGCGUUCAUUGAAAAACAGGACUUCUGCCACGGACAGGUGAUGUGGCCACCCCUCAGUGCCCUGCAGGUGAAGCUCGCGGCACCCGGGCAGUCCUGCAAGCAGGUGUGCCAGGAGAACCAGCUCAUCUGCGAGCCGUCUUUCUUCCAGCACCUGAACAAGGACAAGGACCUGCUGAAGUAUGAGGUGACCUGCAAAAGCUCAGAGCUGGCCAAGGACAUCCUGGUGCCCUCCUUUGACCCCAAGAAAAAGCACUGUGUGUUCCAAGGUGACCUCCUGCUGUUCAGCUGCGCAGGCGCCCACCCCAGGCACCAGCGGAUCUGCCCCUGCCGGGACUUCAUCAAGGGCCAGGUGGCUCUCUGCAAAGACUGUCUAUAGCGGCCACCGGCCCGGCCCUGCACACACACUGCUGGGAAGACAGCGGCUCCUGCCCCGCCCUGGCAGAGCCGGGGGGCACACGUCAUUCAGGGACUCUCGCCAGAGCCUUGACUUUUUGGUGGAAGAUUUCGAUUUGGUGUCUCUCCCGCCAUGGUCAGAGCAUCACAGUGGCGUUUUCACCAAAACAAAAGGAGAGCAGGUGUCAGGCUGGGAGCCUGGCUUUUCUCCCUGGCAUAACUUUUAUUUUUUUUUGAGGAGCGACUGUAGGGAGAAUCCAUCGAUGCACCUGCUCAAGGAUAGAGCACGAAUCUCAAGAUUCAUUAAAACAAAACAAAACCAGAGAAGGAACUGAGCUGGUUGGAAAGAACUUUGUAUGGGAACAUUCCUAAAUCCAUUAACUUAUUUAUUUGGGAGGGAGGGAGAGGGUCAGGGGAGGGCAAAGAGGGAUUGGUCACAGGUCUUAUUUCUUUGAUUUUCCACUGUUUACCAUCUGCCUUCACUGUAAUGUUUUUUCUGUCUGCUUCAGGCAGUGGGCAGGAGGGAGAGAUGGCGCACUGUGGGGCUGGUGGCACGCUUGAGGGCAGCUGAGGGUAUCUAGCUUCUCAAAGCGGAUGGUGCCAGAACAAAAGGAAACCUUGUGUGUGCGCUUGAGGGGUGGCAGCUACGGGACAGGUACCGAUGUGGGGGGGCAGCCCAGCCAGGGAAAGAAGUACAAGGUUGGGAAAUUCACAUUUGGUGGUGGGUGGUAAAUCCAGAAAUGCAGGCCUGAAAGAGCUACCCUUGGUUUUAGUCGUUUAACCUCUAAGAGGGUUGUUUCUGAGCUGCGAGUGGACAGGAGGAGUGAAGCUGGCCCUGUGAACUGUGUCACCACUGGAGCUGGGCUCCAAACAGGUGAGCUUGUGUUACAUUCCUUCUGAUGGCUGAUAUCACCGAAGUCCAAGGACAGGGGCUCUCAGUGAAUGUGUUGGUCGCUGGGGCAGGCAGGGUGAAAGUGACCCGCUGUCCCGGCCACUCACCGGUGGGGGUGAGGGUGGGGUGGCUCUCAGUCCAGGCAUCAGUAUUCUGAGGGGAAUGAGCCAGUUGGCAGCCUGGCCUGGUCACACUCACUGGACCCCCUUCCAGCCCCGGAGCCCCUGCGCUCUCCUUGUGUGGGUUCCCCACCCGCACUAUGCACUAUUUUUGUGCUUAGGCUAUAAGUCUGUUUCCUGCGAAGCCUUCGCCUCCCUCCUAGGAAUCUCCCUAUUACGAGGCAGCUGUGGUCCACCCAGCCCUCGGGGUGGUUUCGAGUGCCUUGGUGGCUCUGGCAGUCCUGGCUUCCCAGCACCCUGCAUGCCCUCAGGCAGCUGGCCCAGCCUCAGGCUGGCAAGAAAUGGCUGGGUGGGCCUUUGAGAAGUGACACUAAAGGAAGGGUUCUGUUUCAUGAGGAGCAGGGAGUGGGGAGCCUCUAGGUAUGGGGAAUUACGUUCUGCCGUGCUUCCCUGGUGCGUAGGUAAUGCCAAAUGUAUAACCAGCCUUUUUUU
This is a messenger RNA of Miniopterus natalensis, 4663 nucleotides long. It is a transcript of the gene MGAT5, whose product is annotated as alpha-1,6-mannosylglycoprotein 6-beta-N-acetylglucosaminyltransferase. Gene Ontology annotation, molecular function: alpha-1,6-mannosylglycoprotein 6-beta-N-acetylglucosaminyltransferase activity. The record is from RefSeq and is a predicted model, not a curated record. Gene Ontology annotation, biological process: protein N-linked glycosylation. Lineage: Eukaryota; Metazoa; Chordata; Mammalia; Chiroptera; Miniopteridae. Gene Ontology annotation, cellular component: Golgi apparatus.